Molecule: messenger RNA, 2295 nt
Organism: Striga hermonthica
Lineage: Eukaryota; Viridiplantae; Streptophyta; Magnoliopsida; Lamiales; Orobanchaceae
Source: the annotation of a GenBank genome assembly
AUGGCCGGAAAAGGCGAAGGGCGUGCAAUCGGGAUCGAUUUGGGGACCACCUACUCGUGCGUUGGCGUGUGGCAGCACGAGCGUGUCGAGAUCAUAGCCAAUGAUCAAGGUAAUCGCACGACGCCGUCCUAUGUCACUUUCUCCGACGGCGAGCGUCUCAUCGGCGAAGCUGCUAAGAACCAGGCCGGCGUGAAUCCCGAAAACACCGUCUUUGAUGCCAAGCGGCUGAUCGGGAGACGAUAUAGUGACGACUCUGUGCAGGCCGACAUAAAGCUGUGGCCGUUCAAGGUUGUCCCGGGCCCCACCAACAAGCCCAUGAUUGUGGUCUCCCACAAGGGCGAGAAGAAGCAGUUUCCUCCAGAGGAGAUUUCGUCCAUGGUCCUCACCAAGAUGGCUGCCAUUGCCGACUCCUUUCUGGGCCCCACCCCCGUCCGGGAUGCCGUCAUCACUGUCCCCGCUUACUUCAGUGAUUCUCAACGACAGGCCACCAAGGAUGCUGGUGCCAUUGCUGGCCUCAAUGUCAUCCGCAUCAUCAACGAGCCCACUGCAGCCGCCAUUGCCUAUGGCCUCAAUUACAAAGGAGAGAAGAAGAAUGUGUUUGUGUUUGACUUAGGCGGUGGCACCUGCGACGUCUCCCUCCUCACAAUCAACAAGGGUACCUUUGAGGUGAGGGCCACCGCCGGCGACACCCACCUUGGCGGGGAGGAUUUUGACAACCGCAUUGUCGCUCACUUUGCCGCCGAGUUUAAACGCAAGUAUGGCAAAGACCUCUCUAAAAAUCCCCGAGCCCUUCGGAGAUUGAGGACAGCCUGCGAGAGGGCAAAGAGGACUCUCUCGACCAACACUCAGACCACUGUGGACAUUGAGUGCCUGCACGAGGGCAUUGAUUUCCACUCUAGUAUUACCCGUGCUAAGUUCGAGGAUAUUAACAUGGACCUGUUUGAAAAGUGCAUUGAGCCCGUUGAGAGCUGCCUGAGAGAUGCUGGGGUGGAAAAGACUGCCAUCCAUGAUGUCGUCUUGGUUGGCGGCUCAACCAGGAUACCCAAGGUUCAAAACAUGCUGCAGUUUAUUUUUGAGGGAAAGGAGCUAUGCAAGAACAUUAACCCGGAUGAGGCCGUUGCAUACGGGGCUGCUGUGCAGGCGGCCGUCCUAAGUGGCAUAGGGAAUGACAAGUUGCGGGACAUCGUCCUCCUUGACGUGACCCCUCUCUCCCUUGGAGUAAACACUGCCGGGGAGGUCAUGUCUGUCGUGGUCCCGCGGAACACGACUAUCCCCACCCAGAAGGAGCAUAGAUUCACCACACAUAAAGAUAACCAAACAGCUGCGGAUAUCAUGGUCUACGAGGGCGAGCGGGCAAGGUCAACAGACAACAACUUGCUCGGGAAGUUCAUACUGAAUGGAAUCCCACCUGCCCCACGGGCCGAGCCCAACCUUGAUGUGUGCUUUAGAAUCGACGCAAAUGGGAUACUGAGCGUGUCGGCCAAGGAGAGGUCAACGGGCAAUAUGAACGGGAUCACUAUAACCAACGAAGAAGGGAGGCUGUCUAAAGAGGAGAUUGAUAGGAUUGUGUUGGAUGCUGCGAGGUACAGGAUGGAGGACGAAGAGUUUAAGAAGAGGGCCAAAGCCAGGAGCAACCUCGAGGAUUUUGCUUAUGACAUUAGGAACACUGCCAGGGCUGCACCCGGGCGGUCGGCCGAAAGGAGAAUGGUUGAGAAAGCGGCGGUGUCAGUUAUUGAGUGGGUGGGGGAGAAUGGGAUGCAGGCCGGUGUGGAUGAGCUCAACCGUAAGAUGAGGGAGCUUGAGUUUGUUUGCAACCGUAUUAUAAAAGUGGAUAUGGAGUCCGACUACGACUCCGAUGGAUGCAUUGUCGCGGUGGUCAACUCGGGAUCGGGACUUGUCCAGAGAGAUUGUUCGUACCGGCCGCCGCCACCGGAGUUUCUCUGUUGCGCCAUCUCUCCAUUUUCUCUCGCACCGACGGCCCCGUGUCUGCCACAAAUUUCGGCUUCCUCCUUACCUUCUCUACCGGCGUCGACCGCGUUUCCUCCUGCCGACGAGCUUCGUGAUGUCAUGGCGAACUUCAAUGUCGAGCCGCGCAUCUCUUUCAUCGUCAAUCGUUCUCUGUCCUCGGUCCCGGCACGAAAAACGGUUAGAUGGCGGAAGGAAGCCGACGAUGAUUUUCGUCGUCGUUUCGCGCAGUGGCUGGUUCAAACUGCCGUCGAGCUCGACGUUCCGCCGUACAUCUUCUUCCCAUCCGCCGGCGCUUUCAAUCUUCAUACAUUACAUAUCGAUCAGUGA